CGAGUCGGGGGGCGCCCGAGCGAGCCCUCCUGCUGGGAUGGCAGAAGAUGAGCCUGAUGCCAAGAGCCCCAAGUCCGGGGGAAGGGCCCCCCCAAGCAGUGCCGAGGCUGGCGAGCCCACCUCCCUUCUCCAGAAGCUCCGGGGUACCAUCUCCAAGGCUGUGCAGAACAAAGUGGAGGGGAUCCUGCAAGAUGUCCAGAAAUUCUCUGACAAUGACAAGUUGUAUCUCUACCUUCAACUUCCCGCCGGGCCCAGUGCUGGCGACAAGAGCUCCGAGCCCAGCGCCCUCAGCAACGAGGAGUACAUGUAUGCCUACAAGUGGAUUCGCAACCACCUGGAGGAGCACACUGACACCUGUCUGCCAAAGCAGAGCGUCUAUGACGCCUAUCGUAAGUACUGUGAGAGCCUGGCCUGUUGCCGCCCCCUCAGCACAGCCAACUUCGGCAAAAUCAUCCGAGAGAUCUUCCCCGAUAUCAAGGCCCGGAGGCUUGGCGGCCGUGGCCAGUCCAAAUAUUGCUACAGCGGCAUCCGGAGGAAGACCUUGGUGUCAAUGCCGCCCUUGCCUGGACUUGACCUCAAGGGCUCUGAGAGCCCGGAGGUGGGCCCCGAGGUGACGCCAGCGCCCCGGGACGAGCUGGUGGAGGCCGCCUGUGCCCUGACCUGCGACUGGGCCGAGCGCAUCCUCAAGCGGUCCUUCAGCUCCAUCGUGGAGGUCGCCCGCUUCCUGCUGCAGCAACACCUCAUCUCUGCCCGCUCCACGCACGCACACGUGCUCAAGGCCUCGGGGAUGCCCGAAGAGGAUGAGCAUUCCCCUCGCGAACGGUCGACUAAGUCUAAGAACGGUGUGGAGAGCCUGGGGGGUGGCACCCAUAAGAGAGCCGAGAGAACGGCCCCACCUCCUAAAGAGCUGGAGUCCCGGGCUGGGACCACGGUCCCAGCACGCGGUGAGCGGAAGAAGAACGUAGCGGAGAGCCCAGCGCCAGCAGCCAGUAACCCGCAGGUGAACGCCCUGGUGGCCCGGCUGCCCCUGCUGCUCCCCAGGGCCCCGCGCUCACUCAUCCCGCCCAUCAGAGUCUCGCCGCCCAUCCUGGCCCCCAAACUGCCUUCGGGGACUCUGAAAGUGGCCACGCUGCCCCUGGCCAGUAGGGCAGGGGGCCCCCAGGCACCUGUGCCCAUCAUCAACAUGAUCUUGCCGACUGUUCCUGCUUUGCCUGGGCCGGGGCCCGUUCCAGCCGGCGUCCUCGCCCAGCCCCGGGGCACAGAGCAGAGGGAGGUAGGCGUGAGUGGUGACCCAGACGCCCGUGACAAAGGUGUCAAAAGAACAGCCGAAGUACUUGUGGGUGAGGCCAGUGGGCAGGACCCAGCAGCAAAAGCAGCAAAGCAGGAGACAGAGGAAGUAGGAGGCGAUGCCAAGAGAAAACGGGGGCGUCCGCGGAAAUCGGGUGGAAGCAGAGAAAGGAAUUGCACCCCAGACAAAUUAGCAGCUAGCCUGGACUCUGCCCGGUCCUCAAGCAUCCCACAGGCACCGGGCACCACCGCCUGGGAAAGCGGCCCAGCUGGAGGCACGGAGAGACCAGGACCUGCAGGGGAAGCCAGGAAGGGGACGCUGCCAAGGCCAGGUCAGGAGCACGGUGCUGCUUCCAGAGCAGGGAAGGGCCCCGGCUCCCGCCAUGCCAAAGAUGCAGGAGAGGAAGUUCCUCUUGUGGCCCCCAAAGUGAGUGUCAUCAAGGGCAGUAGAAGUCAAAGGGAGGCUCUCCACGUGGGGAAGGGGGAGGCAGACAGGUCAGCUCAGGGUAAUAAAGACUUGAAGGCACACGUGCUUCAUACUUCCUUGUCCCAAGAGCGGAAAGACCCCAAAGCAAUACCCCCGUGAGGAGUCCGCGGGGACGUGUUUCUGUCUGCGUAUUAACUCCGCCUGCCAGCCUCCCCGAGGCCCCUCGCUGUCCUGCAUCUCAUCCGACUCUUCCCUGGCCAAAGGAACCCCUGCCCGUCCGUGGAGAUCGCCGCCGCGCCCUGGCUAGUUCCACAGUGCCUGCUUCCUGCUUCUGAUCUUCGCAGCUCAGUCUGCCCUCUGCUUUUGAGUCACUCAGAAAUCAGCCAUGGCCUUCUUGCCCAGUCCCUGCUCUCUCCCGUGGAAGGACGGGGUUGGCAUAUGAUGAAUGUAUAGAUCAGAACUAUUUUGACUCGAAAUCACAGGAAAUCUGAGACUGACUGGAAGAUCCAUUGGCCCGCGUGACUGGGAAACCAGGAGCUAAUGCUGGCUCCAGGUAGAGUGGACCCAGUGACCCAGCAUGCGUGGCCUAGCUCCAAGUUCUGCCUUUGUGGGUCUUCUUGAGCCCGGGCUACCUCGUGGCUGCAGGGAACCCUAGAACCACACAUCCCCCGUGACACACCAAGAUGGUGCCAGGAACCCUUGCCAAGGCCUGUGAGGCACUCGUGACUGGGGCCCAGGCCCGUCCCAAAGCAAUCACAGGCCAGGAGGUGACCGAUGAUGGAUGCUCCUUGGGGUGGAGGGCUUGGCUCAGCCCCCUUAGAAUCAGGUGCCUGGGAGGGAGGAGUUGUCUGGGCUGGGAGCCAGCGACAGACAGCCGUGCCAUGACAGCGACAGACAGACAUGCCCUAGGCUAGGCAGAGGACAGCUCCACCUGCUCUUUGGACGACAACUGGAACCUCUUCCCACCUUGUUGGCAGCCUCUGAGGAAUGAGGGACUUCUCUCAGUGGACUCUUCAGCUUCUCCACAGUACAGCUCAGAGCUGGAGCUCCUUCCUUUCCCUUCCAGAGUGUUCGUUUCCUCCUGCCUCCGUAUCCCCUCUGUCUCCCUGACAGUGGCAGUAAGACAAUAGGUUUACUUCCCAGUCCUCUUAUUAAAUGCAUUCUGUACCCACCAGGUGUCAGUGUUUUGUCAUACAUGCAUCAAGAUGUAGCCAGGAUUGUGGGAUUCAGGUGGGGUGGAAGGAAGGCAGUGCAGACUUCCAGGUGCUUCCAGAAGAGGAGAGGAGGCUGCAAAGCCAUCAGUACACAUGGGGGACUUCCUCUGUAGCACAAAGGGCAGCCAGUAGGGCAUCUCGAUUCUCCAAAAAAAAAAAAAACAACACAGACUUGUCUUUCAAGGAGGCUUCAUCUGCUCACUUAUUUCCACCACAAGAGACUUUUCAAAGAUUAUCAUAUGUAAUGCUUGGUAUAUAUAUAAAGAAUAUAUUUAACAUGAAUAAAUUAUGAGGUGUAAUAAACAAGAGCUUA
Sorex fumeus (smoky shrew) is the source of this 3241-nucleotide messenger RNA. RefSeq names its product regulatory factor X5 (gene RFX5). The record is from RefSeq and is a predicted model, not a curated record. Gene Ontology annotation, biological process: regulation of transcription by RNA polymerase II. The transcript is spliced from 10 exons. Gene Ontology annotation, molecular function: RNA polymerase II cis-regulatory region sequence-specific DNA binding; DNA-binding transcription factor activity, RNA polymerase II-specific. Lineage: Eukaryota; Metazoa; Chordata; Mammalia; Eulipotyphla; Soricidae. Bases 38 to 1873 code for a protein of 611 amino acids.